GUCGAAGUUGUAGAUGACUUUCAGGUAGAACAAGAAGAGCAACAUGCUGAGGUUUUUAUCGAGUCAAUCGCCGACGUGAACAAGCGACGCCUGCAUCUUGUCGGCAACCGGCUACAGUCGGUGAAAGCGAAGCUCGACCGAGGGGGGACGAACCUGGAG
Amoebophrya sp. A120 is the source of this 159-nucleotide messenger RNA. The record is from the annotation of a GenBank genome assembly. NCBI's taxonomy places the organism in Eukaryota, Dinophyceae, Syndiniales, Amoebophryaceae.